Magnolia sinica is the source of this 1944-nucleotide messenger RNA. RefSeq names its product elongator complex protein 3. Gene Ontology annotation, biological process: tRNA wobble base 5-methoxycarbonylmethyl-2-thiouridinylation. The record is from RefSeq and is a predicted model, not a curated record. NCBI's taxonomy places the organism in Eukaryota, Viridiplantae, Streptophyta, Magnoliopsida, Magnoliales, Magnoliaceae. Gene Ontology annotation, molecular function: acyltransferase activity, transferring groups other than amino-acyl groups; iron-sulfur cluster binding. Gene Ontology annotation, cellular component: nucleus; elongator holoenzyme complex; cytoplasm. The coding region runs from base 103 to 1806 and encodes 567 amino acids. The transcript has 9 exons.
CGAGUGUCUUCGUAUGUGAACCUUUCCUCGUAGCCGAAGCUGAGAAUUCUACUCAAAAUUCCAGCAGAGCUCCCUCUCUCUCUCUCUCUCUCUCUCUCUCUCAUGGCGACUCUCUCGCCCGAGCCCAUUCUCGAGCCGACGAGGAAGAAGCCAAACCCCGGGCGAGGCGGCGUGGUUUGGCAGGGGCUGACCGAAGAAGAAGCUCGGGUCCGGGCCAUCGCCGAGAUCGUCAGCGCCAUGGUCGAGCGCUCCCGCAACGGCGAGACCGUCGACCUCAACGCUCUCAAGUCCGCUGCCUGCCGCAAGUACGGUCUCUCCCGCGCUCCGAAGCUCGUUGAGAUGAUUGCCGCCGUCCCUGACUCCGACCGCGAAUCCCUCCUCCCCCGACUCCGCGCCAAGCCCGUCCGCACCGCCUCCGGCAUCGCCGUCGUCGCCGUCAUGUCCAAGCCCCACCGCUGCCCCCACAUCGCCACCACCGGCAACAUCUGCGUCUACUGCCCUGGUGGCCCCGACUCCGACUUUGAGUACAGCACGCAGUCCUACACUGGCUACGAGCCCACCAGCAUGCGUGCGAUCCGUGCCCGAUAUAACCCAUAUGUUCAGGCUAGAAGCCGAAUAGAUCAGCUGAAGCGGCUAGGUCACAGUGUUGAUAAGGUUGAGUUCAUCUUGAUGGGAGGUACUUUCAUGUCAUUGCCAGCAGAGUAUCGUGAUUAUUUUAUACGAAAUCUUCAUGAUGCUCUAUCAGGACACACUUCUGUCAACGUUGAGGAGGCUGUGCGCUAUUCAGAGCACAGUGCAACAAAAUGUAUCGGCAUGACUAUUGAGACGAGGCCUGAUUAUUGCCUUGCGCCUCAUUUGCGCCAAAUGCUUUUGUAUGGUUGUACACGACUAGAGAUAGGAGUUCAAAGCACAUAUGAAGAUGUUGCCCGAGACACAAACAGAGGGCACACUGUAGCUGCUGUAGCUGAUUGCUUUUGCUUGGCAAAGGAUGCUGGUUUUAAGGUUGUUGCACACAUGAUGCCUGAUCUUCCAAACGUUGGUGUUGAGAGAGAUUUGGAAAGUUUUCGGGAGUUCUUUGAGAGCCCAUCAUUUAGGGCAGAUGGUCUUAAAAUCUAUCCCACGCUUGUUAUUCGUGGAACUGGGCUGUAUGAGCUUUGGAAAACUGGCAGGUAUAGAAAUUAUCCUCCGGAGCUUCUUGUGGACAUAGUAGCAAGGAUCCUAGCCAUGGUACCUCCUUGGACACGUGUAUAUAGAGUACAAAGGGACAUCCCUAUGCCUUUAGUUACUUCUGGAGUUGAAAAAGGAAAUCUCCGUGAGCUAGCUCUGGCUCGGAUGGAUGACUUGGGCUUGAAAUGCCGUGAUGUUAGAACGCGUGAAGCUGGAAUUCAGGACAUUCAUCAUAAAAUAAAGCCAGAAGAGGUGGAGCUUGUUCGCCGUGAUUAUGCUGCUAAUGAGGGUUGGGAAACUUUUCUCUCUUAUGAAGAUACACGCCAGGAUAUUCUUGUUGGAUUGUUACGCCUGCGUAAAUGCGGCCGGAACACAACAUGCCCAGAACUCAUUGGAAGGUGUUCAAUUGUUCGUGAACUCCAUGUUUAUGGAACUGCAGUUCCUGUGCACGGUCGCGAUGCUGACAAACUGCAGCAUCAGGGUUAUGGGACACUCUUGAUGGAAGAGGCGGAGAGGAUCGCUCGUAGGGAGCAUAGAUCUACAAAGAUAGCUGUGAUUUCUGGUGUUGGAACUCGCCAUUACUAUAGGAAAUUGGGCUACGAACUUGAAGGGCCUUACAUGGUGAAGUAUCUCAUGUAAUCUAUGCUAUUAUCACAAUUUUGUAGCCGAUUUUUCAGUGAGAAAUGUAGUUUUAUUUUAAUUAUAACCUUUUGUAUAUUAUUAAUUAUGCUCGCCUCCCAAAAAAAAAAAAAAAAACUGCUCCCUGUUUGAAUUUAA